Messenger RNA from Podospora pseudopauciseta, 1621 nucleotides. It is a transcript of the gene IDH2, whose product is annotated as NAD-dependent isocitrate dehydrogenase. Gene Ontology annotation, molecular function: isocitrate dehydrogenase (NAD+) activity; magnesium ion binding; NAD binding. The record is from RefSeq and is a predicted model, not a curated record. NCBI's taxonomy places the organism in Eukaryota, Fungi, Ascomycota, Sordariomycetes, Sordariales, Podosporaceae. Bases 404 to 1549 code for a protein of 381 amino acids. Gene Ontology annotation, cellular component: mitochondrion. The transcript has 5 exons. Gene Ontology annotation, biological process: tricarboxylic acid cycle; isocitrate metabolic process.
GUCGAUUCUGCCGGCCAUAUGGAAGAUAUGGAAGGCGACCUCGGGCGGUGAGUGAGUAAUUAUCGCUAUCGGCUACGUAAUUGAACAGAUUCAGCAGCGAAGCUCCGUCAGCUCGGUCUCAUUAUCACUGGCCCUGUCCCUGCAAAGCACAGGCCAUCAGCCGCUGCCCGUUGCGUCGCUGCCAAAACCUGCAUCAGCUGGUGGAUUCAGUUGGUUGCAUUGAGGUCGGUUUUUAUCCUCCUGCUCUUCUAGGAACCUGGCACCUAAAACUCUCUGCCAUUCUUGCUUCCCUAAACUUUGACGAUUUUCCUCUUGGUCUGCCGCUCUUUCUUUCCAUUUGUUGCCCUGUUGCUUGUUUAAGACGGGCAUUUACCCAACCACAAAUUCAUAUCAGACCGUCACCAUGUUCGCCCUCCGUGCCAUUGCUGUGCCUGCGCAGCGCCAGGCCUUCCGCGCAGCUCCCCGCGCGGCCGUCACUCUUUCGCUGCAGAACCAGAGACUAUACUCCGAGAAGGUCGCCAAGUACGAGGGAAAGAAGGAUGCGAAGGGUAACUACACAGUCAGUUUGAUCGAGGGUGAUGGCAUUGGCCCCGAGAUUGCCGUUGCCGUCAAGGACAUCUUCGCCGCCGCCAAGACGCCAAUUUCCUGGGAACCCAUCAACGUCGACCCCAUCCUCAAGGAUGGCAAGACUGCUAUCCCCGACGAUGCCAUCGAGAGCAUCAAGAGAAACAAGAUUGCCCUCAAGGGUCCUCUUGCUACCCCCAUCGGCAAGGGCCACGUCUCUCUCAACUUGACCCUUCGUCGCACUUUCAACCUCUUCGCCAACCUCCGUCCCUGCCGCUCGGUUGCUGGAUACAAGACCCCCUACGAUAACGUCGACACCGUCCUGAUCCGCGAGAACACCGAGGGCGAGUACUCCGGCAUUGAGCACGUUGUGGUGGAUGGUGUCGUCCAGAGCAUCAAGCUCAUCACCCGCGAGGCCAGCGAGCGCGUCCUCCGGUUCGCCUUUCAGCAUGCCCGCUCCAUCGGCCGCAAGAAGGUCCGUGUCGUCCACAAGGCCACCAUCAUGAAGAUGUCCGACGGUCUUUUCCUCCAGUGCGCCCACAACAUCGCCAAGGAGUUCCCCGAUAUCGAGUUCGACGCCGAGCUCCUCGACAACACCUGCCUCAAGAUGACUACCGACCCCAUCCCCUACAACGACAAGGUCCUCGUCAUGCCCAACCUGUACGGUGACAUUCUCUCCGACAUGUGCGCCGGUCUCAUUGGCGGUCUCGGGUUGACGCCCUCCGGCAACAUUGGCGACGAGUGCUCCAUCUUCGAGGCCGUCCACGGUUCCGCCCCUGAUAUUGCCGGCAAGGGUCUUGCCAACCCCACCGCUCUCCUCCUCAGCUCCAUGAUGAUGUUGAGACACAUGAGCCUGAACGAGUACGCCGACCGCAUCGAGAAGGCGGCUUUCGCCACCCUUGCCGAGGGCAAGGCUCUUACUGGUGAUCUUGGUGGCAAGGCUUCCACCAAGCAGUUCACAGAUGCGAUUAUCGAGAAGCUUUAAAAGAGAUACCAAACUUUGUUUAUAGACUGUACUUGUACGGCGUAACCGGACUUUUCGAUAGUAAUUGUUUGG